Messenger RNA from Polychytrium aggregatum, 1203 nucleotides. RefSeq lists its product as uncharacterized. The coding region runs from base 1 to 1203 and encodes 400 amino acids. The transcript is spliced from 2 exons. NCBI's taxonomy places the organism in Eukaryota, Fungi, Chytridiomycota, Chytridiomycetes, Polychytriales. The record is from RefSeq and is a predicted model, not a curated record. Gene Ontology annotation, molecular function: protein binding.
AUGUCCUCUUUGCUCUCCAUCGCCCUGCCCCUGCCUGUGUCGCUUCUUCUGCCCACCCCGGCGACUCGUCGAUCCGACGACUGCCUCCAUCUGCUCGCCUGGGCCGCAUCGCCUCGAUCACGCUGCUGCGUCUCUGUCGCCCCAGUCCCGGCCUCCAGGUCAGCUACGCCCACUGCGCUCACCAGCAGCGUCUGCACCGUCUGCGUCAGCCCGUUGUAUCCAACUGCAUCGUACAUCGUUCUUCCCAUGGAUUCCAGCGGCGAUCCUUCGGCCGGCACCAACACCACCCUCGUCGUCGUCGUCGUCGUCGCUUCGUUGGUGACACUCUUCUUGAGCUUUGUCGGCUAUCGAUAUGUGCGUGCAAAGUUCAUCCCGAGUCCGGCUCGUCGUCCAAGCGAUGACGCUCCCGAACGCUCGACCUCUCAGCGCAAACUCGUCAGCGUGCUCUUCCACUCCAGCAACUCUCCCACCGGCAGCACAACCUCGCCCGGCAUCACCGCUACCUCGCCCAGCAUGCACCCGGUCCUGCCCCAGUCCAGUUCGUCCAUGCCUCUUCCUCCCAUUCCCGAGUUUCUGGCCCAGCCUUCCUCGGACCAACGCAGCGACCGUAGCGACCGCAGCGACUAUGAGACGGACAGCAAACGGUCUCUCGACUAUGUUCCAGGCAAAACAAGGGCCCGUGCCCUCUCCCAUGUUUCGUCCGUCUCUUCCUUUGGCCACCAGGACUCGGAGAACGGCGUGAUAUACUAUCGUGUGCGGAUUGCCCACAAUGCGCAGCGGCCCGACGAGCUGACGCUUGUCCCUGGCGAGUCGGUGUCUGUCUGGAAGGUCUUUGAGGAUGCCUGGUGCCACGGAUACUCGAUCGAUUCAGAAAAGACCGGGUUCUUCCCGCUCUCGUGCAUCCGCAAUUCUCCAAAGCUGUACACCCACUCGUCGUCCAAGAGCUCUCGAUCGAUCGCCGGCAGCCGCGCGCCAACCCACUCUGACGACAGCUUCAAGCCCGACGGCAAGCCUCUGACUCCUCUGGCCUCUUCUCCGCUAUCGCAAAUAGUGUCCGUCAACAACUCCUUGAACAGAAAUCGUCUCUCGAGCUCGAGUGCACUCAGCUUCGAAUCCAGCAACGUCGCAACGAUGCUCCGACCGCAGAAGCGCGACGCCAGCUUGAGCUAUGUGCCUCCAGCUGUGCCUGAGGGCCAACCCUGA